Molecule: messenger RNA, 2514 nt
Organism: Tribolium madens (black flour beetle)
Lineage: Eukaryota; Metazoa; Arthropoda; Insecta; Coleoptera; Tenebrionidae
Gene: bif
Exons: 4
Coding region: 300-2273 (657 amino acids)
Biological process (GO): chemotaxis; neuronal signal transduction
Cellular component (GO): rough endoplasmic reticulum membrane; nuclear membrane
Molecular function (GO): microtubule binding
Source: RefSeq, a predicted model, not a curated record
GUUAGGUCUAGUCUAGUUGUUCUCCACUGUAAACAGUUCGCGUUCUGUGAUAAAACGACUUUUCUGUUGCCAUUUUAGCACAUUUCAUAAUUUAUUUUGUGUAUGAAAGAAAGAGUGGAGCUUUUAUACCAAAAUUAAAUGUUAGAGCAAUAGAAAAGUCCAAAAAUAAGUUGAAUGUGUUCUAGUGCAUGAAAAAUCGUCGAAAGAAAAAAGUAAAAUCGAUCGAUGAAAGAAACACCCAUCUGAAACCAUAUGCUGCCUGUUUGUGAUUUCCGAUAAUGAGAUAAAUUCGUGAAAAAAUGUCCUCGAACGGCGAUAACGACAUUCCCCAAUGGAAAAAGGAGUUGAUAGCGCGUCUCCGUAGCCAAAACAAGUGCGCGACUCAGCUGGUCGAUUCCUCCACCCAUCAACGGCUGCUGUUGGUAUCCGCGACCAGCAGUUUGGUACAACAACCCGGUGAGAGAUGUUGUGACGUGGUGACGACGAAAAUGGUGCAAGAAAGGUAUUGGGACGAGCCGAGCCAAAAGUCCGAAGAUUCGGACGAGGACUUACAUUAUGGCCCCGGAAUCGUCAACAAGCUCAAAGAAAGGUACCUCAGUCUCGCCCAAAGAGAAAACAAACAAAGACCAACAAUCUUACGAAAAGCUGCCUCUUUGGAGAAUAUUUUGGACGAUGCUGUUGCUACUGCUUCGAGCAAUGAAAUAGAAGCUCACCGUUUGUUUGAAACGAGGCUGAACGGAAGCAAUGACACCAAGAAUGCGACCAACAACCGGUAUAGGAGCACAAAACGUGGUAUUGGCCCCGAAAUGAAGAGAGCUCGUUCCGUUGAAACGAUUUCAUCACCCCGAAUUGAAAAAGAUGAAACGAAAAGGGAGUCAUUACAUGAGGAAAUGCUUAUCAAGGAAGGAAAUGAUAAGAGUUACACACCGAGAAUCAAUAGACCGAAAAGAAUUCGUCCUGUAAUGAAUGAAAAAGAAAAACCACCCAUUGAUGUUGUCAAGCAAGCCAAAAUGAUUUUUGAAAGAAGACCCGAACAAAGAACUAGACCACCACAACAAACAGGAGAUGUCGCCGCUAAAGUAGCCACAUAUAAAAAUAUCAUCGUACAAGCUAAAGCCGCAAAAAAACCAACAAUUAAAAUUAAACCACUUGUUAUAACCAAUGGAAUUAGAAUCAAACCAAAAGAAAUCGAAAAUAGUAAACCUUGUGUUGUAUCUCCCAUACCGGACGUUUCAAGAAUCGAUUUAAAGCCAAAACCAAACGAAGACACCAUUAAUAAAACUUCAAGUCUUUCAGAAACACCCGAUCUUAUAAUAACUUCUAGUCCCAUUCCAUCAGUAAAUUCACCGUCAUAUAGAAUUUCAGCAACUGAGAAUUUUCUCAAAGAAGAAAUUCGUCUCGCAUCAAAUGAUAAUAGAAAAUCGCCACCGCCUAAUUUUAAUGUGAAAAAUGACAAAAAUACGAAUAAAAAUGUAUCAUCGAUUACUGAACCACUCAAAUUGGAUAUCACAAUCAGUAAUGGGGAAGCGAAACCAAAUUUGACAAUAGUUGAAAUUGAAAAAAACUUGAUAAAUACAGCAAAAACGUUAGAAAAAAGUGGUGUUGUAAUUAAAAGUGAAGAAGUGACGAUUAGUAAAGUGCCAAAAGUGAAAAAGCAGCCACCACGUGAAUUCGAAAAUAAUUCGAUUGUAUUUAAAUUUACGGAUAGAAAAGAUGUACCGGAUUAUGUGCAGAAUGAUGGAGUUAAAAGGGUGGCGAAAUUGGAAAAACCCAAGGUCGGCGAGGGUGGUAUUAUCUUGCUUCCUGGUGCCUCGAUUGGUGAAUCAUUUACGGACGAAGAUGAGGAAAUUUUGAGAUCUUUGGAAGGUCCUCCAAGUCCCUGUGAUGUUACAUUUAUUAACGAUAACAUACUCAUCGAUGGAAAAUCUAGUCUUAGUCAAAAAACGAAAAAAGCCAAAAUGAAGAUAUCGUUUGUGGAGAUGGGACCGGAGAUUUACGAGUACCCCUCAGAGUCAUCGUUGCUCAUAGACGACGUUUCGACGUCCCCUACACCACUAGCACAAAUGCGUCAUUCAGUUCCUUCUCUCACAGGUACAUCAUCAUUGGCAAAUUACACGCCGAAGAGUACUGAAGAAUUUCAACCGGGAGUAACACGAAGUGUCCAAAUCGUGCAAUCGACUAAACACGAGAAUACUGACACUGAAUCGAUCUUACAACAAGUCGAAAAGCCAAUUUUAUUUAGUGCCGGGACCAAUUCCGAUAUACUUUUCUAAUUUCAUUCCAUUUUUUGUAAAAUAAUUAAUUUGUAAUCGAUUUUACAUUUAAACGUUAAUUUUAGUUUAACAUAAGUAUUACCAGGCAAAGGCUGUAGUAAUUCCAUUUAAAUUCGUUCAAAAUUCUGUGAUUGACAACAGUGCUAUUGUCAUUUUUGUAAAUUUGUAAAAGUUAUUUAAAUUGUAUCGUCGUGUAUUACUGUUUUUUUGCAAAAUAAACACAAAAAAGUUUCAAAUUUUA